This is a messenger RNA of Psylliodes chrysocephalus, 1458 nucleotides long. NCBI's taxonomy places the organism in Eukaryota, Metazoa, Arthropoda, Insecta, Coleoptera, Chrysomelidae. The record is from the annotation of a GenBank genome assembly.
UCGAGUUUUAAAAAUAUUUUCAGAUUAGAAUCAAAAUUGUUGAGACUCGAGCUAAAGUAUACACAAGUUUUCAAUCGAAAACUCAGUCCUCAGUCGAUUAUCAUUCUCAAUGCCAACUUCAUCUAAGUAUAUUCGGCUUCAGAAUCUAAUCAUUAUUAACCUUUUUUUAGUUAAUUUUAAGUAGGUAUAGUAACACGGGAAUUAUUUUUGUGAAAUGGCGGAAAAAAUAGUGCCAGUAGAUCAGUUAGUAAAAGAAGCGAAAAACGUGUAUAAAGAACAGUUCGGUGAAGAAGCGGAUAUAGCGGUCUUUGCCCCUGGAAGAGUAAAUUUAAUCGGAGAACAUACCGAUUACAAUGAUGGGUUUGUUAUGCCAAUGGCUCUUCCCUUAGUGACUGUUAUAGUAGGCAAACGAAAUGUAGGACAAAAUGUAUCAUUGUACACCACAACGGAAUUUUUAAAAGAAGCACAAAAAACCACAUUUGAACUUCCAAAUGAAGGGGCACUAAUAAGAGCAAUAGCGCGCGUUGGACCAAAAUGGGCAAUGUACAUAAAAGGCGUUAUUGUAAACUAUUUAGGUAGUAUUCCACCUGGUUUUAACGCAGUAAUACAUACAAGCGUCCCCAUUGGCGGAGGUCUAUCUAGUAGUGCGUCGUUAGAGGUCGCUACUUAUUUAUUUCUGGAUCAAUUGGUAGGAAACACCAAUGAAGCAAUUUCGCUUACACAAAAGGCAUUGGCUUGUCAAAAAGCAGAACACGAUUACGCUGGGAUGCCGUGUGGUAUUAUGGACCAAUUUAUUUCAUUUUUGGGCAAAAAAGAUAAUGCUCUCUUAAUAGAUUGUAGACACCUCACAUCGUCCCACAUACCAUUGAACGAUGACAACGUUGUGGUUUUAAUAACGAAUUCUAACGUAAAACACGAACUUACAGGCAGCGAAUACCCAACCAGAAGGAAACAAUGCGAAGAGGCGGCAUUAAUAUUAAAAAAAGUUAGCUUGAGGGAUGCAAAUUUGGAAGACAUUAAGUAUUUACAAUCGUUAAACGCAAACCCAGAAAUCGUAACAAGAGCAAGGCACGUCAUCACAGAAAUACAAAGAACUACGGAAGCCGCCGAAAUGUUGAAACAAUCAAAUUUCGUAAAAUUCGGAAAGCUCAUGACUGAAAGCCACAUUUCCUUAAGGGAUGACUACCAAGUAUCAUGUCCGGAGUUAGAUAGUCUAGUGGAUUUAGCUACGGAGGUUGAAGGUGUCUUGGGAAGUCGGAUGACUGGAGGAGGUUUUGGAGGGUGUACUGUAACAUUGGUUUAUUCCAAGUCCGCUGAAAAGGUAAUUCAAAACAUUAAGAACAAGUACAAGGGUACCCCAACAUUCUACCUAUGUAAACCCAGUCCGGGAGCUUCAGUUGUUUCCUAAAAAUUGACAACAUUGAGAUACGUUUUCUACAUUUCCAACAAAUACGUCUG